AUGGUGUGAUAACACAUGCUGCAAACUUUGAAUAAAAAUUUGCAACAUCAAAUAUGCGCCGAAAACUCUAUUAACUCAUACAAUUCUUGUGUAUUAAAAUUAAUUAGGAAUUCUUUAGAUGCAAAAGCAUCAGUAUUUCACUUAGAUUUAGAUCCUUCAAAUUUUUAUAUCAAAAUAAAAGAUAAUGGCAUAGGUAUAAGUCUUAAAAAUUUAGCUAAAGUUGGUGAAAGAUAUUACACAACAAAUGAAAUACUUAAAAACGUAAAUCGUGGGGAAACAUUAGCUAAUAUAUCUAGCUUGGCAUCAAUAUUGCAGAUAAAAACUCGUGAAAAAUCAAAUCCCUUGACAUAUAUAAAGAUAUAUUGCCAAGGUCGGGCGCUCGAUAUUACAACGUCUUCAAAACCGUUAUCAUCCUCGGGAACCAUAAUAACUAUUAAGAAUCUAUUCUACAAUUUGCCGGUGCGCAAAAAAUGGAUGACCAUUUCGCGGGAAAGAUAUUUUUUGAAUAUAAGCGAUUUGAUCUUCCUCGUAAAAACUGGGCUCAUUCCUCACUCCGAACCCUUGACCAUUAUAAUCAGCAUUUUCGAUAAUAAAUCAACAAAAUUAUCAUCUCAUGUAGCCGUUUUUUCGCGUAAAGAACUAGGUCUAACACCUAAGAAGGUCCGCGGAGGUGAGUCUCUCCUACAUUCUCGAUACGUCAUUUCUAACUUCAAGAAUGACACCAAUUUUGCCAAACAACAACGAUUUAACAGGCCAUCAGUUUCGACAGAUGUAGAGUCAUCCUGUCAGUUAGGUUUACGCUCAAAGGGAGUUCUACAUUGUAAUAUACUAAUAUCUAAUUUUUACUCCCUGUUUCCGCAGUAUUCCUCGAUUCGAUUGAAUCAUUCGAUUCGGGAAGUAAAUUAUCGAACUUUAUUGAACGAUAACAACGAAUAUCAGGUUACGCUCGACGAUAUCGACAAAUUUGUUCCGGGAAAGACUAUUUUAACAUGCCUGAACGAUCGAUUUGCUUCUAAUAACAAAAAACGCGCUGAACUAUGCGAUAAGAAAAGAUCAAGCCCGCUGAGACGAACAAAAACUGACAUUAACAUUUCGGUAAACCUUAUCAUCGGUUGGGACGAAGCAUCGUUUUUUAAGGACCUAAAAAUUAACGACCUUCAUCUCAAGGGUCUAUCCUAUAAGCAGCAUCAGUUUAUAAUUCUCAACGGGAAGGCACGUUCAUUGAGUCACGAAAAUCGAUAUUCGAACGUCGAUGCUUUGGAAACGAACCAGAUUCGAUCUCAUAUAAACAAGUAUUUUAUAAACGGUCUACUCGACUCGUUGGGUGACCCAAAUGGGUACAAAAAUUUAUACGCUAAUUUCGUGAACAAUGGUGGCCAUUAUUUUUACCCCGUAUUCAUACUAGACAUUAACUACUCUUCGGGUCAUCUCUCGAGUCGCACUAGUUAUUCGGACUCUCAAUUUGAAAACACUCUUUUGAACCAUUCCAGCUUCGCGGUAUUCCUACAGAGUAUGAUAAACGAGAUCCUGUCGUUAUACCAUCAUACUCGACCUAACAAAACAGUGAAUAAGUUACCCUCGUUUUUACCAUUCGACUUUAAAAAUAAUGAUGACAAUAAAUCGAAUCAACAGGAAUAUAAAAUGACCGAGAAAGAAAGUGAAAUUCCCAGAUCGUGCUAUGCUUUAAAUGUCAAUACCCUAGGUUCUGGGCUAACAUUACCGAAACCUGAUAAGAAUAUUAUUUUAGAGUUAUCACAUCUACGAGUCAAGGAACCUCUAAGGUGUAAAAGAAAGAAAUUUGAAACGGAUACGAUCCAAAAUAAAGUCGCAAUUUCGGAUAAACUUUUGCGCGAGCCUGUUCUCAUAAAUUGCAGGAGUAGUCACUUUUGGGCAAAGUAUAGAUACAACGAGAAAUGGUCUAAUAAGCCAUUUAUUUGUAGUGAUAAAGGUUAUAAUUCCCUGAGUGAGAUUAUUCGCGAAAAAGAUUUAUUUAGGCUAUCAAUGUCGGAUUCAUGUAGUACAAAAACCAGCGUUUACAAUACUAUUUUAGCUGGCAAAUGUGCUGACCAUCAGCGAAGUAAAGAUAAAAUACUGAAGAAUUUUAAAGCUAAAAAUAUAUCUUACAAAAACCUAGGAUACAAUUAUCGCAGAAGAGACACGAAUGCUCAUAAAUGUUGUAACUCCGUUAAAAUUAAAUAUAAAUCAAUGUUAAGUCUCCCUUAUUUGUCCAAAUACCGAACCCCGCGAAAGGUGAUAGAGUCUAAUAGAUAUGAAUAUGUUAAUAAUUCGACAUGCGGAGAAAACUUUGACGAAUAUGUGCCUUUAGAAGAAAAUGUUACCGCUAAACCGAUAUGCAUUGAUAAUAAUAUAACUCCGUUGUUUUUAAACACGUCAACUCAUCCCGCACACAGUCAUAAUACAUUCCUCCAUUCUGGAUCACAAGAAGUUUGCCCCAGAAUCGAUGAUGUACCUUGCCAUUCUUCGAAUACUCCAACAGCAUCUGAGUUUAUGUUCAACAGAUCGCCUAAGAAUUCACAUUUCCAUCCUAACCGUUAUCCUCAAAGGAAAAAUGAAGAUAAGAAGACACCAAAAUUAUCGCCAAAAGUGUAUGAAAGAAAAGCGCCUCCAUUUAUAACUACCAAUUUUCAAAAAUACAUAAACCUCGAAGCGGGUUUAGAUGGGCACGAUUCGAGUAGAAAGGACGCUCAUCAAAACCCGAUCAAAAUAAAUUUACCCAUAUCUUCCCCGAUUUUAGCUAUAGAAAAAGCUUAUAAUAAUGAUGAGCUAUCAUUUUGUGAUAUCACUUCAAAACAACGAAAUACUCAAGAUUCUAUUCGUGUUCGUUUAAAUUAUUCCAAAAAAUUGGCUAAAGUUAUGAAUGAUUCCAUAAAUGUGAUUGAGAAGCAUCGGGUUGACAAUAAUAAUAUUCUUAAUGAAGUUGUCAGCACUUCUAAAGACUCUGAUUCAAAUUAUUCGAUGAUAGAAACUGAUAAAACAACAAUAUUAGAAGAAGCUAUCAGCUUUUCUUCAUUCGAAAAAUCUGAUAAUUUAUUUAAACCAACAAAUACAUUAUUAAGCAAAGCUGAGCGUGUUAUAUCAAACAAUUGGACUCAAAAACAUUUUAAAACUUUUAAAACUUUAUUCAAGACUUCGACUCCUUAUCAAUCAAGCUCUAAACUCCAUAACUCAAACAAAUUUAUUGCGAAUCUUGUACCAGUCAUUCACAAUAAUCUUUAUAAAAUUGAUAUGCCUACAAACACUGAUAAAACGAUCUUCGACAAAGCUAAGGUGAUUGGUCAGUUAGACCAGAAAUAUAUUUGUUUUUAUGUAAAUAAUUCACUUGAUACAACAAUCGGCGAGAUUAGUAACGAAUUCGAUAUUUAUCUCCUGGAUCAACACGCCGCACAUGAGAGAAUUUUAUUAGAAUCUCUGUCAAAAAAAUAUUUCCCGAGGAACAAAGAUAUCGAUGCUUCGCUGAUCGUUCCUUUAUCUGUGCCUGUUCUACUUUCCUUGAGUCAAGAAGAUACGGAGCUAAUUAUAGGAUAUAAGGAACAAUUCUGGAGAUUAGGUAUACAUUUUGAGUGUGAUGAAUAUAUUGACAAUACUGGUGAUUUCGCUAUUUUUAAAGAUGGACACCGGAUUCGAAUAAAGAAUCUUCCCGAGGCCUUGUUUUUAAAUUUUCAAUUCUUAUUGGGCGAUGUUUACAAAAGCCAGAAGUAUAGUACUAGUCAUAAAAAAAACAAGAAAAAUGGCGAUAAAAAAUUAGCUCUCAAAAUGGAUGAUGAUUAUAAUGCAAAUAUUGUUUUACCUAAUUCUUUUAUGGCAUUGAUUAAAAAUUUGAUAAUCGAAAUUAUUCAGGAAAUCAAAUCAAGCAAUGGUAUUAUAAGGAGGAUUCCCAAAACACUUUUCGAAAUUUUAUGCUCAAAGGCUUGUCAUAACGCCAUAAAAUUUAACGAGCCACUCACCAAUUUACAGUGCGCCGAAUUGAUUAUGCAGCUUAAAUUUUGCAAUUUACCAUUUCAAUGCGCCCACGGCAGGCCUAGCUUAAUGCCUUUGAUCAAUUUUCGACAAUUAUCUUCUUUUUUUAGACGCGAGAUACCAAGUUUUAAUAUAAAAAGAAUAUCAAGCAUAAUGACGACGACGAGCCAAAUUAAAUAAUCCAAUUUAUUUGUACACAGAGCAUUUAUUGUUUAAAUUUGUAUUUUUUUAUA
Gordionus sp. m RMFG-2023 is the source of this 4211-nucleotide messenger RNA. RefSeq lists its product as uncharacterized. The transcript is spliced from 12 exons. Gene Ontology annotation, cellular component: mismatch repair complex. The coding region runs from base 16 to 4158 and encodes 1380 amino acids. The record is from RefSeq and is a predicted model, not a curated record. NCBI's taxonomy places the organism in Eukaryota, Metazoa, Nematomorpha, Gordioida, Chordodea, Parachordodidae. Gene Ontology annotation, biological process: mismatch repair. Gene Ontology annotation, molecular function: ATP-dependent DNA damage sensor activity; ATP hydrolysis activity; ATP binding.